CAAAAUUUUAGUUUUUUUUUUUGGUCAGUUGGCCUGACUAGUAACUUUUUGAAUUGUUCAUUGACUUGAAAUCUUUGAAUUCGUUUGAAAAUACAUUCUAUUUGAAAGUACUUCCAUUUUUUUAUAUUGAAAAGUUUAUUUGUUACUAAUGUUCAAUUUAGAAGAGUGCCAUUUGCCCAAAAAUGAACAUAUCCAAAAUUCCUACGUUGAUUAAGAAAUUGUAGGAGCUUUUAGUUCGGAUGUGAACCCUGAAAAAAAACGAAGGCGUCAUCGCACAAACCUUGCACAGUCCUCAUUUUGAACUAAUUCACUUUAAAAAAAUUGUUUGUAAGCAAUCACUAACAUGUAUAAAAAUAUCACGUUUCUGUACCCUCGAUUUAUUUUGUAAUAUUUCUGGGAAAAAAAAAUCCCCAAAAAACCGUCACCUAUUCCUUAAGUAAAUGCAUAAGGUAGCUAUUUUCUUUCUGUAGUUCUUAAAACUUUUUAUCAUCUACUCUUUUACAUCAUUCUUUCAAUUUAUUUUAGAAAAAAUUGUAAAUGUUUAACAUAAAAACCACCUACGAAUCUAAGCAUGUUUAGUGUAAACAAAAGAGCUUACUAGCGAACGUUUUUUUUUUCCUUGACUGACGUUCAUAGUUCUGAUAUCAGAAGAAAUAAUUUUUAAAGGUGUUUCUUUACCUUUUGUCUGGAAGGCAACUUAUCUCAUAUAUUUAUUUAUAAAUAAAUACCAAACAAAUGAGAAAUAUUUAAAGAUAAGAAAUAUGAGUCUCUCUCGUUUAUAUACAACUCCUAGAGUUAAUCAUUUUCCUCAGAAUCACAUCGCUGAUAAGGUUAUGAAGGUAUCGCUUUUAUAAUAAACUCUCAAACUCUUAAAGCACAAAUAAAACGUAUGUAUCUGCAUUGAAAUAAAUACAAAAGUUAAUAAAUUAACUUACAAACUUUAUUUCGUGUAUGGCAUUGACAAAAAAAGCCGACUCAGAACUUUAUUAAACAAAAAAUUGCUUAAUAUUUGUUUUGUAAAUGAGGUUUUUCCAACUGUAGUACUCUAUAUAUUAUGUACAUAAGUAUGACGUUGACAAUAAACUGUAUAUCUUGCUUUCACUGUUACUGCUUUAUUAUUGUAUAUGUAUAUUGUAUAUAUCUUUUUAACCAACUCAUUCAUUGUUUUAACAUAAGUUUAUAUGUAUUUUGUGUGCUUUUGUACGAAUUUUCAUUAUAUUUUUGUUGUUGAUUUCUUUAUUUACUAAAACAAUCAUUUCUAGAUUGCAAGAUAAAUGAUUGGUUGAAUGUUUAAAUGUUUGAACAGGGGGUACUCUAUAUUCUGGGUUAAUUAUGGAUUCUGGGCUAAAUAUGAAUUUUGUUUUAUCUUUUUUCCAGCUUCUUCACCUUUCACUUCCCAAAAAUAAAAUAAAGACAAUACAAUUUUUAUAAAUUUUCAUAAAGAAAUGUGUUAAAAAACAUUUUAGAAUUUUUGUUUUUCUUCUUAAAAUAUAAUUAAUUUUGGUGCGGGUGUUAAAAACAAAAACAAAACAUUUCAAAAUGUAUUUAUUAAUCAAAAGAACACUUGAAUGAACUUCUCCCAAUAAGAAAUAAUCACAAACAAAAAUAAACUCCUAGACAUUAUUUAGUGUUAAAUAUUUUUGUUCUCUAUUUUUAUUCACACUAAUUUAACGGUGAUGGUGGCAGAUUGAAGUUCUAUAUCUAGAACUAUAACAUUUUUAGCUUAGUUAAAAAAAAUAGUAACUUCUUUUUUAUUGCUUAUAAAAUAAAAAUAAUAAUACAAAAAUAAAAAACCCAUAAUGAAUACAACAAUGGAUCUGAAAAGAUCCCAAUCCGAGGACGAUGGUAGCAGCUCCUUGCGUGAUAGUGGAAUAUCUCUAUCAGAUGAAACGCUUGAAGAAGAGGUCACAAAGGAAGACGUCAAGAAGAGGAAAUGGCGAAAGGCACCUAAAAAAUACGAAUGCGCUGUGUGUGAGAAACAAUUCAAAGGUUUGACAGACUUGAAGAGACACUUAUUGAUUCAUUCGAAUCAGAAGCCUUUCAAAUGUGACUUGUGUGAGAAGUCCUAUCGACAGAAAGUCAAUUUGAGUUAUCACAUGAAAAUGGUGCAUAGCAAUGAAAAGGAGUUCAUUUGUGGAUUCUGUAAGAAACCAUUUGCCUAUAAGCAACGCCUCAGACUGCACUUGAGGGUGCAUACUGGAGAGAAGCCUUAUUGUUGUCAAUAUUGUACAAAGUCUUUUGCUCGAAGUGGACAGCUAAAACAGCAUUUAGAAACUCACGAGGUGAACAAAUUUUAUUGUGAAAUAUGCUCAUCGACAUUUGCCAGUGAGAGAAGUCUUAAGUGUCAUGUGGCACGCCACGGAGACGAACCAAAUCGUAUUUGUCAAAUAUGCAAAAAAGCAUUUAUGAAUUCCAAAAUCAUGCAAGCUCAUAUGGUGCGAGUUCAUUCGAAUGCCGAACAAUUCGAGUGUCCGAUAUGUGAGCUAACAAUCACCACAGAGGACCUUCAGACCCAUAUGAAAGUUCACAGUCCAGCUAAGCGAUUUCAGUGUGAACACUGUGAUGCAGCGUUUGCCCAGAAAUGCCAAUAUAAAGUUCACUUGAGAACACACACCGGAGAACGGCCUUUUCAAUGCAAGGUUUGCUGGCAGACCUUUGCCCACAACAGUGUCCUUAAAUUGCACAUUCGCAAACACACCGGAGAGAAACCAAUCAAAUGCUUGCUGUGCAAGGAUUCCUAUGUAGCCUUCUCGCAGUUGGCUCACUUAAAAACUCACAUGCGUACCAUACACAAAAAAGAUAACUCAUACGCAUGUGAGGCGUGCAAAGAGUGCUUCAAAGUUAAAUUCCACCUUGAUAGACACAAAGAAGCCUGCAAAAAGUACCAAUCACUCAAACGAACUGAAUCGCUCGAAAUUCUUGAAAAUUCCGAACAGGAUACGGAAAAACUAUCAAGCCUUAGAUAUCUCAUAGCUGUGCUACUGAAAAGUAUAUCCACACCGGAAAAACUCACAGAUUUGGGUUUUGGUAAGCGACUAAUAGACAACGUCCUGAUGGCAUCUCUCAAGCUGGCCAAACGAAAAUGUUUCGAAAAGAAGAAAAUGCAUGAGUUGGAUAAGUUGAAGCUGAAUAUACAAUCAUUCCUAGAAUGGAUUGUUCCCGAGGAGGUUUGGAAUGAGUUCAAAAAAGAGUGUCCUUCCACAGAGAGUAUUUUAGAGAAAAUUGUCACAAUGUAUUUAAAACAGGUAACAGAGUAACCAAAAAAACAAAAUACUCUCAAAAACUACAAAAACCAAAAGAAAGCAAACUAAAAAUCGCAAUGUACUAAAUUGUGCCAUACCAAAUUUCUUUUUUUAACUUUUAGUACUAAUAUUUUCUUAAAAAUCUUUAAAAAAUAAUGAUGAUGUGGUGGUGAUGGUCUUUCUUGCCAUAGUAGUUUUUUAAGUUAAAAGAGAAAUUCUAUUUGAUUUUUGGAAAAAAUGGAUUUUAAAUUAAUUUUAAGUAUAUAAUUUUUACUAUAGUAGCUAGUCAAGUGAAUUUAAACCAAAUAUAGCAGCAACAUUUGAUAUCUUGCCAUUUCAUUAAAUGAAAAAUACCAAAAAGUAACACAAGACACAAAACAAAAGAAAAUUGAUUAUAUAAUAUUUUCCCACCUAGUUUAUGAAUAAAGAAAAAUUACUUAUUAUCAAAUGAAUAUAUAUUUGACUAAA
Molecule: messenger RNA, 3710 nt
Organism: Eupeodes corollae
Lineage: Eukaryota; Metazoa; Arthropoda; Insecta; Diptera; Syrphidae
Product: zinc finger protein 26
Exons: 3
Coding region: 1800-3257 (485 amino acids)
Cellular component (GO): nucleus
Source: RefSeq, a predicted model, not a curated record